Messenger RNA from Plasmopara halstedii, 1404 nucleotides. RefSeq names its product GRIP. The transcript has 9 exons. Lineage: Eukaryota; Oomycota; Peronosporomycetes; Peronosporales; Peronosporaceae. The record is from RefSeq and is a predicted model, not a curated record. Gene Ontology annotation, cellular component: Golgi apparatus. Bases 1 to 1404 code for a protein of 467 amino acids.
AUGGAAGCCUCAGACGCGUCACUAUCUGCCGAGGAAGCUGUAGUAGACACUCCCGUUGAAGAACUCGAGAAACCGACUCCCUCCCCUCCGCAUUCGAAUGGCGAAGUGGACGUCAUUUUGCAACUGCAAGCGUGGAAGGAGCGAGGUGAGCAAUUAGAGAAAUUACUGACCGUGAAAAAUGCAAAGUUGCAGGAAAUGGAGGAGACGGAGGUCAAGUUGAAGCGAUUAUUAGCUAUGGCCAAGCGUAGUAUUGACAAUAGUAAGCAAGAAGCUAUGGAGAAAGAUGAGAGGAUUCAAACGCUACAAGAAGAGCUGAGCAAGAAGCAGAAAAGUAGACACACAUGGGUCGUGGACGCGUCAACGCGGGACCCGAAAAAAAUCUGGCAAAAAGUGGCGCACGGAAAAUUGAUUUGGUGUUUGGUUGAGUACGCAGACGAAAACGAUAUGGACGAACUGAAAGAAUUUGCAUGGCAUUGCUUUAAUAAUGAAGAGGAGAUCCAGGCAUAUGCAAACCGUGCGACGGGAGAACCGUUGAUGCUACCAGACUUUUCUAUGAUGCCGUAUGAAGUAGAGCGCGUGAAAAAGAGCUUGGAGGAAGAAAUCGACCGUGUUCAGGAAGAAUUUCGUCGCUAUCGCGUUCGCUCUGAGAUUGCUCGGAAGCAAAAAGACGCUGAGAUUCGAAAGAUGAACGCAAAUGUAAUGGCUAAACAGACAGAGCAGAUUGCAGAAAUCGACAUUCUAGGGGAGCUACAAUUGUCAAAAGCGCAGAUUCGUCGGUUAGCAAAGGCGCAAGCUGAGGCCGAGGAGCGGGAAUCGGAGUGGCGACGAAAGUUCGAAAAGCUGAUGAAAGAUUAUGAAAAACUAAGCGGUACGAUGGGUGAAACAGCUUUAGCAAUGGAAUGGAGAGAAAGAUAUGAACACACAGUUCGCGAAAAGCAAGAAUUGGAAAAAAGAAUGGAGGAAUUGAAGUUAAUGAGUAGUGGUGCAUUCGGUAGUUGGAGUGACAGCAGUAAUGGAGAUUUACAGAUGUUGCGCCAAGAAUCAGCGCAACAUCGAAAACGUGCCUUGAAUGCUGCGGAACAGAAAGAAUCAAAUAGUGUUCAGCUGCACUAUCACGAAAAUGGUGGGGGGAGCGGUAUUAGUAGCCGUUCGAACAGUUUUAAAGAUACUCAUGCUCGCCGUUUGAGCGGAGAGUCCAACAGCAGCCUGUCGGGGUUCGAAACACCCAACGCGACCAAAACAAAUGAGUAUUUAAAAAAUAUUAUUUACAAAUACAUGGCUUCUGACCAGCAUGAGGCCAAGGAGCACAUGGAGAAAGCAAUUGCGACCAUUUUAAAUUUUACCCCAUCCGAAAUCACUGCACUUCAGGAAAAGCGAAAGCAAACGCAGGGCUGGUUUUGGUAA